Messenger RNA from Aspergillus caelatus, 753 nucleotides. RefSeq lists its product as uncharacterized. The record is from RefSeq and is a predicted model, not a curated record. NCBI's taxonomy places the organism in Eukaryota, Fungi, Ascomycota, Eurotiomycetes, Eurotiales, Aspergillaceae. Bases 1 to 753 code for a protein of 250 amino acids. The transcript is spliced from 2 exons.
AUGACAACCUCAACCAAGAGCCUCGAGCUAGCUCAGCUGGCCUUUUAUGGUAUUGCUGCUAUUCCAGCUAUAUACUGUUUCAUUGCACAUCGAAAGCAUGGGAAGCUUGGAUGGCUGUAUGUCUUCGUGAUGUGUGGCCUACGGUUGGUAGGAAACGGCAUGUUAUACCACGCACUGUCCACAACUGGGCAGCCAAGUACACCCGCUUCAAUUAUCAGCGGGAUUGGUCUCUCGCCGCUCUUGCUGGCAGCCCUUGGAAUUCUGCGCGAAUCCAAUCAUUCGAUUCAAUCAUCGCUGCCUGCGAUUCUCGGUCCGUUUGGCCUUCUGAUUCCCCACUUGGUCGUCACUGGGGGAAUUGGUCUCGCUGCUUCCAGUGGCAAGAAUUUUCACUUGUUGGAAGUUGGGCUCAUUAUCUUUGCCACGGGGUGGUUCAUUGUGCUAGGUCUGAUCAUAGCUUCUGCCAAAGCAAAUUCUCAUCACCGUCGAGUAGACGACGAGAAAAAGCUCCUCUUGGCUGUGAAGAUUGCCGUGCCUCUCAUCGGAGUGCGUAUUGUCUAUGCGAUUGUGAUUGCCUUCAAAUACCAGAAUAUCUCCGGUGGAAGCCUAGCAGUGAAGGUUGUCUUUGGUAUACUUCCCGAAUUCCUGGUCAUGAUCAGCUAUCUCUCAGCUGGUCUCAUUACUCGGCAUCUGGAUCGCGACCGCGUACAGAAGAGACCACAGCCAGACUCCAAUACUGCUUAUACUUGUGUGUGA